Messenger RNA from Vollenhovia emeryi, 439 nucleotides. RefSeq lists its product as uncharacterized. The annotation marks the transcript as partial. The transcript has 2 exons. Lineage: Eukaryota; Metazoa; Arthropoda; Insecta; Hymenoptera; Formicidae. The record is from RefSeq and is a predicted model, not a curated record.
AUUCUAUGUUUGGAAAAUUAAAAUUGUUAAAAAAAUAUUUAAAAAUUCAAUUGAGAAAAGAUAACAUGCAAACCAUUGAUUAAACAUUCGUUUAUUUGUUUCAGGUUCUUUAUUAUGAAAUGGAAACGUUUUGCAAACAAGCAGAUGAAAAGACAAAUAUUACACUGCAACAUUAUGUUGACAAAUAUGGGCGUAUUUACGGCAGUUAUACUUUAUGGUGCUACUUAACUGCUAUUGAACAUCCGAUAAAAAGUAUUAUUUAUUUACAUCAAUCAUUAGUCGGUUUACAAGUUUCUGCUGGAAUGUGUAUCGAUUGCAACAUUGCGAUUCUUUUAUUUUAUUCUGCCGCAAGAUUAGAAUUGUUAGCCCAAAAAUUCCGCAAUGUUAAAAAUGAGACUGAAUUAGAUGCAUGUAUUACUCUUCACGUUGAAAUAUUGAG